UGUGUUGGAAACGGCUCUUUCGUUUGUAAACUGGAAGCGGGUUUCUAUUUCGUGUUGUCUAUGCAGGCGUAGGCAUCUCUUGAUCUACAAAAUGAAGUCGGUUAAUCUCAUUGUGAGGGAAAAGAUCAUGGUUACAUUUCAGAGCUACCAUUGUAGACCACUUGCUUUUUAAAUUCUAAAGAAACCUAAGAAAUUAAAUGACUACACACUAUGCCUACACUGACAUUGUCUGCGGGCUGCCUUACACUGGCUUACAGGAUGAUGAUACCAGGGUAUACAAGCAGAGCAUCCAGCUGGAUACAGGGAGGGCUAUGCUACAGACCAUUUGUGCAGUACUCUUUCAGCGCGCGAGGGUGACGACGUGAAGGUGCUGCUGUAUCAUCAUUCUCAUCGCCUUUGGAAAUGGUAUCCCGGCAAAGUCCUCGUGUGCCAGCUUCCGAACCUGGGGAGACACGCGGUGGUAGAGGCAAUGGUGGAUGGACAGCGUUUCCGGGAAGUGCUUCCCGCUAAACAGAUUCGUCUUCUGUCCUUGGAGAUGGACGCAGAGCGAGAGUGUCUUCAGCCGGACCAAUUUGUCAUUGGGACAUUUAAGGUGCCUAACGGCUACUGGUCCUUGAAGCGGUCGUUAUCAGCGUUGAUACUUCGACAAAUCGAAGAAAAGUUCCAGCUGCGGUUCAUCAGCGUUCUCAGUCAGAACAUACAGUUCCUUUGGCGAUCCGAAGAGCAUUCCUUGGCUGAUAUAGAGAGAGUCGUUGGGAUAGAAUUCAGGAAUUCAAAGAAUUACCGAAAAGCUCUGUAUGAAACUAACGAAGACUUGGAAGCAGCGGAAACGGAGCUAAAGCGAAAGAAGCAGCUCAGUACUGGUCCAGCCGGUUUAGCGCUACCAUUAGAACUGCUGAAGGAGGUCUUCCAGUCACUGGACAAUAUCCACCGACAGCGCUGCCGACGCACGUGUCAACAAUGGGAAGCCAUUAUUGCUUCGCCGGAAGUGUGCAGAAAUGUUGUGGUAGCGCGCUAUGAGGCCAUUUCGUCGCUACGCUGGGAGUGGAAUGAAGAUUACGCACUGUACAAUUGUGUCUUCAAGCACAUCGUUCCUGGUACGCGCACCGUCUGCAUCCGGGAUACCUUAGUGGGCGAGGACCACUAUGGGUUUCUCGAAGGCAAGAGCCGGGCCAGAGGAUACAUGGACGUUAUUAAGAAUGCCCUGGACAAUGCCGGCAUCCACGUUGAGCGUCUGGUAGUACACCAGCAGUGUCUAUCAAUCGGAAAUCCUUAUAAUAAACUGAACUUGAGGGCAGUUUUUGCCGUAAUGGCCGAGCAAAAUUUACGGCUAGCAUCGUGUUGCGAUCGCAUGAUUUUAAAGGACUAUGAGCUGACCAUCGUCAACUUGAUCGCCAGGCCCUUCAUUAGAUUCCGCAUUCCAUUGAUUGAGGUCAUAAGUCUAAGUAAAACGUCUGAGACGGAAAUCUGGAAUGUGUUCGAGAACUAUUUGCAUUCGACUACCCCGGCAUUGAAUAUGAAGCACAUUACCCAGUUCACAGCGACAUUGGCCGAGUGCCCGCGGCAGGCGCAAAGAGUGAUCAAGAUUUUGGGGAAUUAUCAGUCCUGCGAUCCGCGUCCAUCUGCGCAUUACCGCGAACACGAGUGGACGCUGUCUAAUGUGGCUGGUGUUGACGUUGAAAAGCUUAACCGAUUGAGCCUGCAUGUUCUGUCGCGCCACAUAAAGCGCGGAUCUUUUGAAAUCUGGGAUGAAAUGGAGAGGAUGUUCUCCCAUCUCCUGGGAUGAACCUGAAGCAGUCCGCAGUAGCUCCAAGUCGGAGGAGUAGAGGUGGCAUUCUACUGCUCAUUUCAUGUUCCGAUUGAUGAUUAGAAAAGCACAGAUGUAUUAACAAAAAGCAGCAAGCGGAAUUCGGUUCUUUAUGCCAAGCCGUUAACAGGUUUCUCCUCUUCUUAAAUUUCCUCGGUAUAAGUUUCCUCCUUUUCUUAAGUUUCCAUGCAGUACAGAUAAGUUUCCAAUUUAUUGUUUGUGCUGAUUUCGUAAAUCGAAGCUUUGUAAAUCAUAAACUACAUGAUUUUGUUGUUGUGUUUGUACACUUUUUUACAUGAACCUCUG
Paramacrobiotus metropolitanus is the source of this 2113-nucleotide messenger RNA. RefSeq lists its product as uncharacterized. The record is from RefSeq and is a predicted model, not a curated record. Gene Ontology annotation, molecular function: protein binding. The transcript has 3 exons. NCBI's taxonomy places the organism in Eukaryota, Metazoa, Tardigrada, Eutardigrada, Parachela, Macrobiotidae. The coding region runs from base 470 to 1786 and encodes 438 amino acids.